AAGUAAACACACCCUCUCCUCUCCACGUGAUCAUGUCUGGAAACUGACGUUCCUGAGCUCAGGCCGCGCAGGCGCAGUGGACUGAAGCAGAGAUGGUGGAAGGACCCGGAUGCACCCUGAAUGGAGAGAGAAUCCGCGCGAAAGUCCAAAAAGGACAGAAGGUGGUAAAAGUGAGCGGCGCCUCCGCAGCUAGAAAUGAUGGCAUUGGUCCCUCUGUCCACUGCAUCACUGGAUGCACAUACACCGGAGUGCAGACGCUGGGCAAAGAGCUGUUCAUGUAUUUUGGCCCCAGAGCUUUAAGGCUGCACUUUGGCAUGAACGGGUCGAUGCGAAUAAACCCAGCUGAAAUGCGGGAUGGAAGAGGACAUUCACCCACCUUUCUCAUCCACCUGACCAAGGACACAAUCUGCUUCUUUGACUCCACUGUGGAAAUCCGGCUGUCUGAGGACUGUGAAGAGAAGGUUCGAGUCAAGGCGAGUUUGGACGUUUGUUCUCCCGCCUUCAGUGUGUCCCGUGCGGUGGAGGCCAUGUGUAUGGAGAGUGGUCGGAUGCUGUGUGACGUCCUGCUGGAUCAGGCUGUCCUGCCAGGCGUCGGGAACAUCAUCAAAAACGAAGCGCUCUUCAACAGCGGCCUCAACCCUGCUGUCAAGGUGAACCAGCUGACGAAUGAACAGGUCAAGCAUUUGGUGAAAAUGACCCGAGACUUCACCGUGCUCUUUUAUCAGUGUCGUAAGAGAGGCUCUUCACUGAAUCAGCGCUGUAAAGUGUACAGACGCUCCACCUGCGGUCAAUGCAGUGGAAAGAUCACCUUAUGUCGUCUAGGAGACAACAACAGGAUGACGUACUUCUGCCAACGCUGUCAGACUGAAGAUCCAGCUGAGCUCAAUGUCAGUAAGCUGCCCGGUCUGAACACUUUGCUAGAAUGGACGAGUCAGGAAGACAAGAGCAGCAGUGAUCACGUCGCUAUGAGGGAGGAGGAAGAGUGGUCAUGUGACCUUUGCACUCUGAUUAACAGACCAGUCAGCAAAUCCUGUGAGGCUUGUCUGAGCCCUCGGCCUGAGAUUUCUAGAGAUGCAGCACAGCAGCCACAGUUGCCCAGCUCUCUGAUUCGCUACCCCUGCAACAGCUUCUCCAGCCCCCAGCAAGACCUGAAACUGAACCGCAGGGCCGUUUUCGGAAACACCACUCUGAUCCUGACUGACCUCAACCAAAAACCUGCUGCAGCUCUGAAGAGUCCUCUGGCAGGAACACUUGAGCUCCAGAACAGCAGACGCAGCACUGAGAUUGUGACACUGCCUACACAAUCCUCUCCUGGAUCUCCCAGCCAGCCCAGCAAGAGAAGAAAAACAGAAGGAGGACACGUUCCUGGAGGACACAGCCAGCAUUCCUCAGGUGGCACACAGAACCAACCGGCAUCUUCACCCACAACCCCCUGCUGCACCACCCAUCGCCGGCCCACCGUCCUGAGAGUGGUCAAUAAAGUGGGAGCGAACAAAGGCAGGCAGUUCUACACCUGCUCAUUACCCAGAGGAUCCCAGUGUGACUUCUUUGAGUGGGCAGAUCUGCACUUCCCUCUGUGUCACCAUGCCAAACGCACCUUGAUGAGGACUGUUCUGAAACUGGGACCCAACAACGGCCGAAACUUUUACGUGUGUCCACUCAAACAGGAUCAGCAGUGUGACUUCUUUCAGUGGGUUUAAAACAGCCCUGAGCCCAAUGGUCUGCCUGGACCCUAAACCACUCAAACCCAUCUAAAUCAUGCACAUCCUAAACAUUUGUUGUUGUCGUCAUUUUUAAAUGUCUUUUAAAUAUGUUAACAGAGUUGUUAGUAAUUCUGAUGCACUUCUUUAGUAAUGGCCAAAUAGAAUUUAGUUAGGGUUGUUUGUAUUUUAUAUGUAUAUGUAUUAUUAUUACAUUAUGUCUUGUUAAAAAACAUUCACUUUAAAUAUUCACAAUUAUAUUAUAAGCUAUAUAUGGUGUAUAAAUGUAGCCAUUUGCAAAAGAUGGAGUGUCCCUGGUCAAACUGAAUGUUUUGUUGAUUUUCUAAGUGAAAAUAAGAUGCAUCUUCUACAGAGAGCUCACUUCUCCAUGUUUAAUGUACAGUUUAAAAUAAAAUGUGGACCAUGCAAAACUUUA
Molecule: messenger RNA, 2136 nt
Organism: Pygocentrus nattereri (red-bellied piranha)
Lineage: Eukaryota; Metazoa; Chordata; Actinopteri; Characiformes; Serrasalmidae
Gene: neil3
Product: nei-like DNA glycosylase 3
Exons: 10
Coding region: 93-1700 (535 amino acids)
Biological process (GO): base-excision repair
Cellular component (GO): nucleus
Molecular function (GO): zinc ion binding; damaged DNA binding; DNA N-glycosylase activity
Source: RefSeq, a predicted model, not a curated record